Molecule: messenger RNA, 906 nt
Organism: Mizuhopecten yessoensis (Yesso scallop)
Lineage: Eukaryota; Metazoa; Mollusca; Bivalvia; Pectinida; Pectinidae
Product: SH3 domain-containing protein C23A1.17-like
Exons: 1
Coding region: 1-906 (301 amino acids)
Source: RefSeq, a predicted model, not a curated record
AUGAGUCAUACAGCACCACCGAACAACUCAAUGAGUCACACAGCACCACCGAACAACUCAAUACAUCAUACAGCACCACCGAUCAACUCAAUGAGUCAUACAGCACCACCGAUCAUCUCAAUAAGUCACACAGCACCACCGAACAACUCAAUACAUCAUACAGCACCACCGAUCAACAAAAUAAGUCAUACAGCACCACCGAACAACUCACUACCUCAUACAGCACCACCGAUCAACUCAAUACCUUAUACAGCACCACCGAUCAACUCAAUGAGUCAUACAGCACCAACGAUCAACUCAAUACCUCAUACAGCACCACCGAUCAACUCAAUGAGUCAUACAGCACCACCGAUCAUCUCAAUAAGUCACUACAGCACCACCGAUCAACUCAAUACCUCAUACAGCACCACCGAUCAACUCAAUGAGUCAUACAGGACCACAGUACAACUCAAUGAGUCACACAGCACCACCGAUCAACUCAAUGAGUCAUACAGGACCACCGAUCAACUCAAUAAGUCAUGCAGCACCACCGGUCAACUCAAUGAGUCAUACAGUACCACCGAACAACUCAAUGAGUCACACAGCACCACCGAUCAACUCAAUAAGUCAUACAGGACCACCAAACAACUCAAUAUCUCAUACAUCACCACCGAUCAACUCAAUGAGUCAUACAACUUCACCGAACGACUCAAUACAUCAUACAGCACCACCGAUCAACUCAAUAAGUCGUCAUACAGCACCAACGAUCAACUCAAGAUCUCAUACAGCACCACCGAUCAACUCAAUGAGUCAUACAGCACCACCAAUCAUCUCAAAGAGUCACACAGCACCACCGGUCAACUCAAUGAGUCACACAGCACCACCGAUCGACUCAAUAAUCAUACAGACCACCGAUCAACUCAAUAA